Molecule: messenger RNA, 2033 nt
Organism: Morone saxatilis (striped sea-bass)
Lineage: Eukaryota; Metazoa; Chordata; Actinopteri; Moronidae
Product: actin-binding Rho-activating protein
Exons: 3
Coding region: 528-1043 (171 amino acids)
Biological process (GO): positive regulation of Rho protein signal transduction
Molecular function (GO): actin binding
Source: RefSeq, a predicted model, not a curated record
GUUUCCACUGGCUGCUGCUAAUAUAAGAUUUAAUAAUAUAAUUUAAUAUAAUAUGGUGGCUUUGUCCGAAUUGAAGUUGCUAUGUUAAAUUGCUUGUUGGUUGGUUUGUUUGUCUUUACCAAAACAACAACAUGUCACCUAUAGCAACCUUUUUGUUAUCAAUAAGUCACUAUUGGUUGGUGUGCCCGGAUAAACUCCUCUCCAGGCUGUAAUCUGCUUUACUUCAGAGCCACCUUGUCUCCCUCUCUGGUCAGUGAUUGGCUGCCCGGAUCUGCUCUCACAGCCCAUUGGCCGAGACGGAUGUCCAUCACAGUGGUUUUGCCUCGGGACAGAGGACCGUCCGCACUCUGCUGCUGUCAGCAUUGCUGCAAUAUUGUUAAAGUGAACAACACAGUUACAGUUUAACCACAGGAUGGGUUUGCACUUCGGCCGAAAUGAAAGAUCUCUGCAGGUGAAGUGAGGAUCGACUCAGUGUGUGACAUAUCUACACAGCUGGAUCACAAAAACACAGGGAAACAGAAUCAGUGAUGGGGACGAACAGCCAGAGCCCCACGGGCAUGGGAACUGAAGAUAACGUCCUAGCUCCUGCUCAGUUUAGCGACGACACUGCAGUGUGCAUCGUUUCUGUGAAAGGUUUAAAGGAGAACUGGCAGAAGUGGUCCAAUGAGCACCAGGAGUACCAGAAGCACAACCCCUUCAGUCACGACACCAGGCCCAGUGUGGUGGUCCCUCUGAGGGGGCAGGAUGACUACGGGAGGCCCCUGCAGGGCUCCAUGACAGAGCAGCGGGGGAAGGAUGCUCACACACACAUCAGCAGAGAGGUUCAGGAGCUGUGUGAGGUGAUAAGGAACAUUGGAGAGCCCAGAGACAAAGACGGGGUGGUCACUGUAGAAUUCGGGAAACUGUUUGAGCGUUAUGUGACUAUCUCUAAUAAACUGGUGGGGAUUCUUCUACGAGCGAGGAAGCAGAGGCUGGUUGAAUUUGAGGGGGAAAUGCUGUGGCAGGGGCAGGAUGACCAUGUGGUUAUCACUCUGUUGCAGUGAUGAAAAACUUGGAAUAGCGUUUAUGCCUUGAUUCACAUGCGUUACAUGCAUAACAUAUGUAGAGCUACUUCAUGACAGCACUCAUUGUAGUAUUCAAAAAGCAGGGGACUGCACACAAUUGUGCUUUAAAGACGUAAUGGCACUUUUAUUUUCAAAAAAUUGCUUUUUUUUUUUGCUUACUUAAGAAACCUCAGUGGGUAAACAUCCACACCACUUCCCUGCACAAUGUACAUUAGGCAUACUGCUGCAUUUUCUCCUCAUGCUAAACAUACGGCAUCUAUCUUUGUAGCUGUGUUCAGAAAUAGUAGAUUUUCAUGCGUUUCAUACACUAGAUUUCUCUCAGUGACGCUGAAUCCCCCGGCUCUAAAUAACAGUGGAGAGAUUAAAAGAAAUCCCUUUUGCUACAUUUCCUUCACUAGCUUUUUAAUGCGGGGAAAGUGUAGCGGUGAGCAGCUGAAAUGAAGUCAGAGUGGUUAAUGAGACUGAACCAAAGCCAAAGAGAACAUGAGGCUGCCUGUGACAGACAAUAUGGUGCUAUAGGAUGAACUUGAUCUGACUUGGCUUGGGUGCUCCAGAGCAUUUAUUUAUUACAAGUGUGCUUUGUAAUUUUUUGUCAUUAGAGUUUGAAACUUGGUAAACCUCCACAGUGAGACAGAUGUUCAAUGAACUAAAAACGGUGCUUUAAUGGAGUGAGAACUACAUAGUAAACUAUGCACUGACUGAUAUGAGCCAUAAUAUCUGCUGCUAUUAAACACAAUGGCCAUGCAAACUAAUAAUUUUUUUAGCAUAAGACAGUAGUAUAUUGAACAACUACCAAGUACUGCUUACUGUAUAAUAAAGAAAGAAAGAACAGUGCCCUCUCUGUUAUUGUGUUACUGUCUGUGCUUUGUGAACUGUAAGCACUGACUGGUGUAGUUAAACCAAUGACUGGGAGAGAGAAUGUAAACUGAUAUCUAGGACUCAGUACAUUAGAAACACACUGAGGAGCAG